CUGAAGAGUUCUCUUCACGACGUGUGUUGUUACCGACCCCUGUCGAUGUAGCCAAUCACACGCCGAGAACGUCAGAUGAGUCUGAUGCUCUCUGUUGUCUGCUGCAGCACGUCAGAGUCGUAGGUGGCGUACAGCAAAGCUGCCAGCGCCUCCUAGCGAGUCCCAGCACUCAACUGUUGAAGUGUUCGGAGGGUCGACGACCGACCGUGGUGUGUGGUCCACCGUCCAGCAAACAACUGGUCAGGGACGACAUGAUGAUGACGUCAGGUGUACACAUCACUCUACCCUUCAUCGUGUUUGUAACGGCUGCAAUAUGCGUCACUCGCGGCCAGAAUGCGUUCAACUUCACCCUGAGCCCGUGUGAACAGUCAGUGCGGGGAGUGAGUCCGACUACAAGUGUGUCCGUCACCUGUGUCUGGGAUGCCGAGGUAAAUAUUACAGUUGAAGGUGUGUUGGAUCAAACAACCAGGGUGUUGGCAUCGAACCUGACUCAAAGCAUCAGGUUCUCGCAGUCCAUGUUGUCUCAGGGGUCAGCUGUGUUUGACAUCGCAGGAUCAAAUUUAACCUAUGGCAUGCACACGCUGAGAAUUACAGCAACUAAUCCACUCGACAGCACCAACAACAACGCUUCGAUCAUCGUUGUUAUCUACAACGAAGAGAACAUCACGGGACUAGUUCUCAACAGCAGCCGAGAUUUCUACGAGACUGUGAACACCAACGCCACGCUGACAGCCAGUGUCGUCACGGGCACCGGCAUGGUGGCGCUGUGUCGUCUGACAACAAUCGCUCCUUACAGGUCAACGUCAGCAGCACAAGGUUCACCUCACCUUUUAUAUGGACCGACCCCGGGCGAUACCCAGUCUCCAUCACCGUCUCUAACAUUCAUGGCAACGUGUCCGCACACACUAACGUCACCGUCCUCUAUCCAAUUAACGGUCUUACCUUCUCCACCGACCAGGUGAUACAAGGGGUGAACGAAAAUGUUGUUCUGACCCUAAACGUGUCCUCCAACAUAUCGGUUCCCAUGGGCAACGUCACCUACAAACUGUCUUGGGACACCAGCGUCACAGAGUUUGGGGACCUUAACGUCACUGCAGGUCAGGCAAUACUGUUCUCACACGUCUACACCGUGCAAGGGGACAGAAACGUCACCCUCCAGCUGACGUCACCAGCUCAAGAGAAGGUAUUGUGGGUUCUGGUGCGCAUCUGGGAUAAUCUCAACGUCAGCUUGAAUCUGUCGGCAACAGUCGGGUUACCAAGGGACAGCUUCACUCUCACCUUUGUCAACCCGCCCACGGCAGGCUUCUGCUACAACAUCAGCUGCGGUAUGGCCAGCUGCACUUUCAAGAACAACCCCUCGGCGCUGUAUGCAAACUUUUCACCGCCCAAACCUCCAUUUUCUGUCACCUUCAGCGCAGCCGGCGUGUACGUCUUCACCUUAAGCCUUCAACAAUCUGUACUCGCUCAACACCACGCACACCAUCAUCGUGGAAAACCCCAUCACCACGGAGAGCCUUGCUCUGUUCCCAGCCCAAGACCAAAUCCUUAUCCCGGAUGGCAUCUUUACGAUCACCGCGUCAGUCGCGAAAAUAACGAAAGAUACUACUAUUUAUUGCACCUGGGACUCCGGUCAAAAUAAUCAAACAGAUGCCAUCUUCUUCAACUUUCCAACAGAUUUCCCGGUAGUCCAAGACAUCUACUUUGAAUUUGAAGGGAACUACACCGUGACUUUCCACUGCUGGAACAACGUUUCUGAUGUAACCCUGAGCUCCAACAUCACAGCAAUUCGUUGGACUUUUACCGAUGUACAGUUGUCGUAUAACAACAUGCCUAUCUUUGAUGGUGACGUUUACUACAAUUCAAUUCUGUUCAGAUUGUCAAUGCUGAACACUAAACGUCCUCCUAAGAACAUGUUUAUUACGUUUGACUAUGGAGACGGCAGUACCAUCAACACAGUUGCGAUGACUAAAUGGGAUUGGAAUCACAAUUUCCCGUCUCGAAAUGUCUACAAUCGGCAGUGUCUCGCUGUCAUAUAACAUGAAGGGUAACACGACUAUUAGUUUCUCCAUACGUUUGGGUGCUUUUCAGCUGUUCUCGGAGCCUCUCGGCGGUCUGGUACAGAUGCGCCAGUUUCGUUUCUUUGUCUCUCUUCCAAACAACAUUUCUGUGGAAAACGUGACCGUGUACUUUGGUGAUGGAAUCAACGAAACUAGGACUGUGCCACAGGAUCCGUACCCAGACCGGCUAGAAUUCACCCACAUCUACCAAACUGUUGGAAAAUUCGUCGCAAGAAUGACUGGCGUAGGUUCGACAUUCUCAGAGUCAGCAUCGUUUCCCGAACCACUGGAAGUCGAGGGUUCGGUUGAUGACCUGAAGCUGCAGAUCCCACCAACAGUGCAUCACCCUCCUGGUGUCGUCACGGCAAACGUGUAUCUCGCUCGCUCGCAGCACCAGAUCAUGAACAUGACCUGCAAGAUGAACUGGGACGAAAUACUCGAUAGUACGCUCGGCACGUGGAGCGGCUCUUUGCAGCCGACUGCUAGCUUCCCGAUGUCCUUCACCUACCUCACGUUGGGCGUCAAGGAGCUGGUGCUGAACUGUUCCAAUCCCUACUCAAACAUUUCCUUAUCGGCCUAUGUUUUCGUAAACAAUGAGUGUUUCUCCCCCGACCCCAUCUUUGACCGGCAGUUUGCUAAGUACCACAAGCCCAUGGUGGUGCUACAGUCCGUGAAGGUGAAGCUAGUCACACGCACGGUUAUCCUGUGCACGACCCACAAGCCCAGAUUUGUGUGGAGCAUUUCUGUGUACAGUCCAAACGGAGCUAGACUCUCCAGUUACACAAACUUCCAGCAGCCCAAGGUGGAUUACCUGAUCAUAGAGCCGGGCGAGCUGGAGCCAGGUCUGUACAGGAUGGCGUUGAACAUCAGCUUUGGUGCAGAAUACAAGUACUGCUGGCUUUGGGAGUCGAUAUUCGUCAAGAUGGAGCGACCUCCAUUAGUUGCAGAGAUCCAGGGCGGAAGGAUUAGAAAAACUGGUGACCCUGAGGCUAUCAUCGAUGCCAGGACUGGUUCCUACGAUCCCAUCAGAGGGUACGGCAUCAGCGACGGCCUGGUGUUCAGCUGGAACUGCAGCGUCUACCACACGGCAACCGUCGAGGACCUGAUGAACUUGGCCAAGCAGUCUAGCCCAGGUGACCCCCAACCCUGUGAUGACAUCUCCAAGGAAAUAGUCGAGGGGAAAAGACAACUCGUCAUUGAGCAAAACGUGAAGGCCAUAGGAUUUAUGUUUGAGGUUUGCAGAUAA
Pomacea canaliculata is the source of this 3303-nucleotide messenger RNA. RefSeq lists its product as uncharacterized. The coding region runs from base 2002 to 3303 and encodes 433 amino acids. The transcript is spliced from 6 exons. NCBI's taxonomy places the organism in Eukaryota, Metazoa, Mollusca, Gastropoda, Architaenioglossa, Ampullariidae. The record is from RefSeq and is a predicted model, not a curated record.